Molecule: messenger RNA, 1782 nt
Organism: Entamoeba histolytica HM-1:IMSS
Lineage: Eukaryota; Evosea; Mastigamoebida; Endamoebidae
Product: RhoGAP domain containing protein
Exons: 1
Coding region: 1-1782 (593 amino acids)
Biological process (GO): small GTPase-mediated signal transduction
Cellular component (GO): cytoplasm
Molecular function (GO): GTPase activator activity
Source: RefSeq, a predicted model, not a curated record
AUGACAACAACAGAAACAACAAGUUUUAAAGAAGAAUUUAAUGAGUUAAUUCAAUUAGAAGAAGAGAUGAAAGAAAAUGGGAAAAAAUUUGAAAAGUAUUAUAGUAUUUUUACACCUGAAGUUAUCAAGAAAACAAAAAUAAGUAAAGAAGAGUUAAAUGAAAUGUUUCCAUCCAAUUUAGAAACAAUCAAAUCAAUUCAUCUAUCAUUAAGUGAAUCAUUAUAUUCAAUAAAAAAAAUGUAUGAAGAAUAUUUUCAAGGAAAUGAAGAAAGAAAAGAAGUAAUAUCAGACAUUAUUAUUAAAGUAGUAAUGUUAUAUGAUGAGAAUUUAGAUAAUAUUUUAGUUAAUUAUACGUCAGUAUAUCAUAAAUUAUGUAUUGCACUUUAUGCAUCAGAACAUUUUUUCCCUAAAUUACCUAAAAAAAUAAAAAUUAAUAAAGAAUAUACAUUAGCAAUGGUUUAUAUUAAAUACAUAGAAUAUGUCUCAAAUUUAUUUAAAACAUUUGUUGGUAUUGUUCAACAUCUUUCAGGAAAUGAUCCUAAUUGGAAUAAAUCAUAUGACAUUGUUUAUGGUUUACAAAUUAUUGAUUCUUCUCUUAAAGCAAUUUAUUCUACAUAUCCAAAUAUUAUUAAAAUUAUGAAUUUAAGAAAACAUUUUAAAUGUAGUGAUUAUUUUCCUACUGAUCGUAUGUUAUUACAUGAAGAUCAAGUUAUUCUUAAAUCACUUAAAAUUGAAGUCAUUUCAGAUGAAGAACUAAAUCAACAAUGGGUUCAACAAUGUUUUGAUGAAUUAAAUAUCCCUAUUUAUUGCUUUUUAUUUGAAGAUACUAUUUUAUUAAUUUCUUCUGAUCAAAAACAACAUCAACCAUUACAAUAUUGGUUAAAUGAUUGUCAAAUAGAAGAAUUACCUGAAAAUGAAUGUCAAAUUUUUGAUCAAAGUGAUGUAAAGAAAGAAACUACUAUUUUAUUAUUUAAUGAUUUAACUCAAAAAAAAGAAUGGAUUGAUAUUGUUACUUCAACUCAAAUCCAAUGUAAAUGUAAACGAUUAUUUGGUAAAAGUCUUGAAACAUAUAUGAAAGAAAAUGAACCUGAUGAAUCAUUAUUAAUUCCACAAGCAAUUGACCAAUGUUUCUUUGUAUUAGAUGAAGAAGGAGUAAAAGAUCCUUUUGUAUUUAAAAGAAAAGGUGAUGGAAAGAUAAUAAAUAAGAUUAUUCCAUUGAUUAAUUUAGGAAAAGAUUUUGAAAUACCUAACGCAUUAAUUGCAGCUGAUAUUAUUAAGAUUUAUUUAAGAAAUUUACCUGAACCAUUACUUCCUUAUGACUCAAUUCCUGAACUUAUUGAAGAAACACCAGAAAAAAAUAUUGUUUUAAUCAUUCAAUAUAUUGAUAAAUUACCUUUAUAUAAUAAAGCACUCUUAAAUCGUUUAAUGAAACUUUGUUAUAGAAUUUCAUUAAAUCAUGAAGAUACUCAAAUGGAUUCAUUAACACUAGCAAAAAUAUUAGCACCAAAUUUAUGUUGGUCAAAAAAUGAAGGAAUUACUGGAAAUAUUUAUACAAUGGUUGAAAUGUUAAUUGCAGAAUAUCCUUCUAUUUUUGAAAUGAUUGAUAAAACUUUAGAAGAACGACAAACAGCUAUUUUUGUUGCUAAUAACAAUGACGAAAAAGAAUAUUUUGAAGUAAAAGAAAAAUUAAGACAAGAAUUAGUAAAUGAAGAAAAUGGUGAACCAGAGCUAAUAAAUGAUAAGAAUGAAAGUAGUUAUGAUUCUGAAAAUGAAACCAAUUAA